This is a messenger RNA of Durusdinium trenchii, 867 nucleotides long. Lineage: Eukaryota; Dinophyceae; Suessiales; Symbiodiniaceae. The record is from the annotation of a GenBank genome assembly.
AUGGGCACCACAUCGAGCGGCUUCGAGGCUUUGCAGGAACCCUUCGAUGCCAUCGACUUUCAGAAGGUUGUGAAUACGUGGUUGGCACCAAUGCACCUGCAGUGCAGCAACCCUCUUCAAGUAGGUUGGUACAACAAGGCUAGAUCUGAGACUGCAGAUGGUACACAGACGAUUGAUGCGCCAGAUGAUGCGGUGGCGUUUGCUAUUUAUUCUGUGCCGAGAUACUUGGAGGUUGUUCUGGAGCACUACGCGCGAGAGAAACCAGCCAAGGAUCUCGUGGAUGGUGCCACGAACAGCAUUCUCGAUGCUCUUCGCCUUCGAAUUCCCAGUGCGCUUGAUGCGCAGGUCAUCAAUACAGAUAAAGGACCACCCUAUUUCCAUGUGCAAACGAUUGGUGCGGUUUGUGCCGAAGAUCAACACGUUGAAGCCGAGGAUGUGACGGGCGAUGGAAGUGAUGAGUGGCGAGAGGAUUUGUCAGAUCGUUUGGAGGAGGUGCGCGACCCAAAAAUGUGGGGAACCGAAUCAGAAAUGCGGAGGAAGAUAUUUGCGGUGAAUGUUCACCCUGUCUGGGGAGGAUGGUAUGCUUACCGCGCUUUGGUAGUUCUUCGGAAUGGGAGACAGGCGCUGGAACAGCAAAAGCCCUUGGACUUUCUCAGCAAUGAGGAAAAGAAGAAGAGUCUGUCGGAGUACAACCUCAGGCAUCAACUCUGCCUGUGGCGAGACCUAUCCGAGACCCAUCCUCCAGACAGGAGAUAUAGUCCAGAUGAAUUCUUCUUUUUUACAGAGACAUCUCCAGAAAAGCGAAGGCGUUUCCUUGAUAUGAAGGUGUCGUACAUGACCGCCAUACCCGCGCCACGAUGGAGCUAG